This is a messenger RNA of Sycon ciliatum, 4805 nucleotides long. RefSeq lists its product as uncharacterized. Gene Ontology annotation, molecular function: transcription cis-regulatory region binding; protein binding. The record is from RefSeq and is a predicted model, not a curated record. Bases 82 to 3909 code for a protein of 1275 amino acids. Gene Ontology annotation, biological process: positive regulation of transcription by RNA polymerase II. Lineage: Eukaryota; Metazoa; Porifera; Calcarea; Leucosolenida; Sycettidae. Gene Ontology annotation, cellular component: nucleus. The transcript has 11 exons.
CAUGUGUGUGUGUGUGUGUGUGUGUGUGUGUGUGUGUGUGUGUGUGUGUGUGUGUGUGUGUGUGUGCAUGUGAGUGUGUGCAUGUGUGUGUGUGCGUGCGUGUGCAUGUGUGUGUGUGUGUGUGUGUGUGUGUGUGUGUGUGUGUGUGUGUGUGUGUGUGUGUGUGUGUGUGUGUGUGUGUGUGUGUGUGUGUGUGUGUGUGUGUGUGUGUGUGUGUGUGUACAGUUCAACAUGACACCACUGCACCUCUGUGCAGUGUAUGGAAAUGAUCGACUAGCAAAUAUUCUCAUCGGACGUGGAGCUGAUGUCAAUGUGCAGGAGAGCUUGUUACGACGGACUCCACUUCACUGGGCAGUCUUCAAAAACAACAUCAACGUUGUCAAGGUGAUGCUGUCACAUGACAGUGACGGUGUCACCUUGGAUACCACACUGCGUGACUGGGAAGGGAAAACAGCGUUGGACCUAGCCAGGCAAUACAAUAAUGAGGGAUGUGUGCAGUUGCUGGUGGAUCACGAGAGUGCGAAGGACGCCAAGCAGCUGCAGGCAGGAGAUACUGCUGUUCUGCCAAGUAUCAGUGAACUCGAAGCAGCAGAGCAGGAGGCAGCCCGGUUGGGCGGUUCGACCGUCGUGCAUUUCCUGCACGUGGCAAUACUUGGUGCGGCACGCGUUGGAAAGACCAGCUUGCUGAAGGCCUUGCUUGAGAAGAUGCACAAUGAGAAUGAACUCAGCACGCCCGGAAUGCGCACGUCCUACACAACUACAAACAUCUCUGAUGACUGUCGAUUCAUCGAAUGCCCAGACAUGCCAGAUGCUCUGAGUCGACUCUACGUCAUCACCAUGAUGUGCAAACCAUCCACUUCGAAUCAUUCCCAAGACAAAGAGACAACACAAGAUGACAGAGAGAGAGCCACUGCAGGAGAGGAUCCUGUGGCUGGGACCCAUGCAGGACCUAUGGAGGACAGCAGUAGCAGCAGCAGCAGCAGCAGCAGCAGCAGCGACAAACCAGCAAUGCGCGAGGACAUCCACAAGACCAUCACAGGAUUUCUCAACGCAGACCGGGUAAAGUACAUCUCUGACCGGGCCAACACGCCCGACUAUACUGUCAUCACAUUCCGCGACCUUGGAGGGCAGCAAGUCUACCAAUCCGUGCAGCCCCUCUUCAUGGCCAAAAACACAACCUUCAUUGCCACAUACAACUCUUCUCUGGACCUUCUAGAGACCCUUCCCAAGCUUGACGAAUUUCAGGUCAGCCGGGAAGAAUGUAUCGAGCGGGCCACUCUACCGGCCAACGCGACUCGCCUAGACCAGCUGCUCGGCUGGCUCGACAUGCUGCUGCUGAAUACAAAAGCUGACAGCAGCACAGACCAGAGUGCUGCAGAUAAUGUGUUUGUAGUGGGGUGUCAGAGUGACAGGUGGAACAAAACCGAUUUGCCUGAUCCUUGUAAGUUACUUCAAGAGAAGAUAAAAGGUACCCCGUACCAGAACCUUGUCUGGAACGACACUUCGCACUUCAAAAUCGACAACACCAGAUCCACUGGAAGUGCAGCGCAAGCAGAUGAGCUACAGCGAUUGAGAGAGGCCAUCGUCGACCGCUGCCAGAAGAGCCAACGUAACAUCCCUGUUCCAUGGCUCCGAUUCUGCAUAUCCAUACACACGCUCAAGCAGGAGGUCUCGUGGCCUUGGAUUUCCUUCAAGGAGGCAAAGUUCAUAGCAAAGCAAGUCAAGGCUGUUCCACAUGACUACAGUGACCGGCAAGUACAGCAGCUGCUGAAGUACUGCCACGAAGCAGGCCACCUGGCGUACUUCCCAACUUUCAAGCUGAAAGACACGGUCAUCCUGGAGCCCCAGUUCAUCCUGGACUGUGUCAAUGCCUUUGUCUACAUGAAGCCUGACCGAGACAUCACAGUGAACGAAGCGCGGCGCUAUCGUUCUGGGUUCAUGACGGAGUCCCUGGCACGCAAAGCUCUUAACAAGAUGUUCGAGGGUCAGUCUUACUGCGACCAUGCAAAGGCGUGGCAAGCAGUCAGAGCAAGCAGUGAUGGGUUCAAGCUCAUUUUUGAAAUCUUAGAAUGGCUCUCAGUCCUGGUAAUUGUGCAGGAUGAGAGGUCUGCUGAGCACGAGUUUAUUGUACCUGCAGUCGUCCAGGACAUGGGCACGGACCCGCAGACGCCUUGUUCCUGUGUCUUCGUGUCCUUGAAGCACGCAAACUGCGAUGAGUUGAUGCGCUUUCCCGUGUUCCUGUAUUGGCAAUGCGUGGUGGAGGUGCUGCUUAAGUCACACAUGCGCUCGUCUGCCACACUGUCACGGUGCAGCGUUCGCCUUCGCUGGAACAGCGAUUGGCCGUGGCUGCACCUGCACUAUACACGCUACGGCUUACAAGUGUACCUCGAAUGCAAGGGCCGACAUGGCGGCAGCGGAAAGUCUACGCUGGAUGAAGUCCGGGCAAUCGUGCUCACAGUGGUACGGAAGUGGGGCCUGCAGGCCGAAGUGAUCAGCACAUUGCCAUGCCCCUGCGGAGAAACAUCGGGCGAGGAGUGUUUACAGCAUGGCUUAUCUACGUGCCGCGCGCCAAGCUGUGCGCACGCCUUGAAAGCUUUCACCCUAGUGGCUAAAGACUACCCACUGUGUACACGUUCAAAUGAUAUACAGAUGAUCCGUGAGCAGGCCAUGUUCUGGCUGGGCCUUGACCAGGAUGCAUGUGGAAAGCUGUUUGACCCGAGAUCAGCCUCUCUUCCUUCAGAAAAUCCCUCUUCUGGCAAUCCUCAUUUACCAGCAUCAGAAGGAACACUCUGCCCAGUAGCAUCACAGCCAGAAGCCACCUCAGCAGUGACAGGCUCAGUAGUAGCAUCACAGCCAGUAGCCACCUCAGCAGCGACAGGCUCAGUAGCAGCAUCACAGCCAGUAGCCACCUCAGCAGUGACAGGCUCAGUAGUAGCAUCACAGCCAGUAGCCACCUCAGCAGUGGCAGGCUCAGUAGCAGCAUCACAGCCAGUAGCCACCCCAGCAGCGGAAGGCUCAGUAGCAGCAUCACAGCCAGUAGCCACCCCAGCAGCGGAAGGCUCAGUAGCAGCAUCACUAACAGCAUCACCGGCUGUGGCAUUACUAGUAGCAUCACUGUUAGCAGCAGCAGCAGCAGCUUCAUUAGCAUCAGGAGCAUCUCCAAUAGCAGCAGGACUGUUAGCAGCAGCAGCAGCAGCAGUCCUUGCUGCAGUAGCACUUUCAGCAGCAGCAGCACCAGUAGCAGCACCAGCAGCAGCAGCAGCCUCACCAGUAGCACUUUCACCAGUAUCUUCAGCAGCAGCACCUCCAGUAGCACCUUCAGCAGCAGCACCUCUAGUAGCACCUUCAGCAGCAGCAUCACCAGUAGCAUCACCUUCAGUAGCAGCACCUCCAGUAGCAUCUGCAGCUGCAGCAGCAAUGACUACAGCAGAAGCCUGUGCCAGUGUGGGCAGUAGAAGCGGUGGUCACGGUGCUCGUGGAAGCGGUCAUCACAGCGCUGGUGGAAGCGGUGUUCACGACGCUGAAUUCAUGUCACUUGGUGCCAUUGGUGGAAAGACACUUGAUCAGAUUGCCGACUGGCAUGCGUUUGUUAGCUCGAUUGAACCAUUCAUCGGUGGAAAGGAGGAAGGCGACGAGAGAGCAAACUGCGGUAAGGCGGCUGUGCAGCUAGUGGCUCCAGAAUACACAAACUACUACCGCAACGUGCUAAAGUCGUUUCACGAAAUGAAUAAAGGUAACAUCGGAGGCCCAGGCAAAGGAGAAAACAACCUCUUCUGUAUCUUGCUGUAUCUGAUGAAACGUCCGAGCACAACCGUCCAAGAGCUGUUUAACCUGCUGGCUGAUAAUGCCAAGCAUAGUCGGCGCCGUCUUUUCACGGCAAUCAAGAAUGCCGAGUACUUGAAACAAUAAGCAGGAGAUGAGGCCUUGUCCAGAGAUGGCAGGGGGGGGGGGGGCAAGCGUCUGCUCUCCGACCCCCAGCCGCUCAGUGCCUCGGCCGGAUCGGAUUAGCAGCCUGGCCGCCCUCCGGGCAGCGUAGUGGAGCCUGAUGUCUUUUGACCGGAGCGUUUGUCCUAGGCAUCAUGGGCGCUGUGUGUUUUCAUUGCCAGUUGGCAUGUGUUGCUGUGAUCAGCUCGUGUCAUUUUCCUUCAUCAUGAAUUUACACAUAGCAGUGAUGUUUCUAAUGUCUUGAAGUACACUAGAAACUCACAUGCUAUUUUACUUUGAAUUGCAGUUAGUAAAUUUUGAAAAUAAUAAACUAUCAAUUUUCAAUCCAUGUCAGACAAUCAGGGAAGUUUUUGAAGCUCCUCUCAUUCCCGCCAUUAAUGUAAUAAGAAUAUUAAAAUUUCAAGACACGCUUGCGUGAGCCUUUACUGAAACUUGACUAACGAUAUUGAGAUCACCAUGUCUCUGUGCGUUGAGCCAAUCCACAUUGAUUUCAUAGAAGCCUAACCUAUCUAUAUCUUUGCAGACUUGAUUUUUGUAUCCAAAUUCAAGACUGAAGAUCUCACCAGAACUUAGUAGUAGAAAGCGGUGAAUGCGUUGAAAUAGGCUGGGAAUUUCUCGGUUCUAUGCUAGUAAAUACAAAUGACAUUGCCUUACUCUUUUUGCUGUCAUCGGCUCACUGCUGAUGAGAUAUAACAAGGUGGAAACAGCUGGCUGUCUGAGAUUUGAGUAUUUUUUUGUUGUUUUUUUUUUGUUGAACACCUCCCUUUGGUGUCCCAGCAGCUGAGACUGCUGUUAUCACCACCAUGUCUUCACCCAUCCACCUCCAAUUCUAAUUGCAACGAUUUACUAUUUUAAAAACA